This is a messenger RNA of Dicrocoelium dendriticum, 2199 nucleotides long. Lineage: Eukaryota; Metazoa; Platyhelminthes; Trematoda; Plagiorchiida; Dicrocoeliidae. The record is from the annotation of a GenBank genome assembly.
GUUGACGAUGAUGGUAUGUCUUGCGGUUAGCUACAACUGAGUGCGUAUAUCAGUGAAGACGGAUGGCUCGUUUGGACCGAGGAAUCUAAUUAUCUGUUUACAUCAAUCUUGCCUUGCUUAGUUUUUGCGGACCCCCCAAAACACAUGCGGAUUUUUGCGCAGACCAGUGCAUAAUCUGAGUCAAUGUUCUCGAGGUCAUCCACCAGUUGACUCCAUCCAAAGAUCAACUUUCUUCACUUCUUCUUGAUCACCGAGAUAGCCUGAGUCAUCUUGUGCUUGAUGAUUACAACAAGCUCUUAGAUCACUAUGAAUCCUCGUGUGUAUCAUUAGAAGAGUUCCGGAACCUCAGCCGCUUUCUGCUUGAGUAUGCAUGGGAAAACUUGCAUACCGGACAUUGGAAAGAAGUGGCCUUAUGUUGGCGUGUGUUGUACGCAAGCAUUCGACUAAUUCGCGCGUUGUACGGACUACGCCAGGCUGGCACCGUUUCUUCUUUUUCUCAUUUGACUGAACUUCUGACUUCUAUUAUUGAGGAACUAGACUACAGCUUGCUUAUGGGCUAUCCAAUCCUCGACGGUGUGGCCACCAAACUCGCUAACUUGACCCACGAACGCUUGAUUGAAGCGGAGUUCGAUGAACCUUUGUCGAAAAAACUUCGGAUCUCUGAUUGUGCAUUGGUUGUUCCUCCCAUUGAGAAGUUACCUUCCCCAGGCUCCAUACGCCUGUUACCACUGGAACGAAUUUCUCUCCCAAGUCUCGAGCGGUUUCAAGAACUUUUACUCGCAGGUCGCCCAUUCAUCCUCACUGGUGGGAUGACCCACUGGCCAGCUUGUCGAUCCGGUGGCGAGCACGCUUGGACUCUUGAGUACUGGCAACGUAAGGUGGGUUACCGCUUGGUUCCAAUCGAAAUUGGAUCAAGAUAUACUGAUGAAUCAUGGGGCCAAGAGUUGAUGACUAUAAACCGAUUUAUCGAGCGUUUCAUACUCUCUUCAUCCUUGAACUCAGAGAGCAACCGACCCAUUGGAUACCUUGCCCAGCAUCAGCUUUUUCUGCAAAUUCCCGAACUGGCGGAUGACGUUCACACGCCGGAUUAUUGCAUGAUUAACGGAAAACCGCUUUGUGAAGAAUCCUGCGUGGACAGCAAUGUGUGGUUCGGUCCAGCCAACACUGUUUCUCCGUUGCAUCACGACAGUGAACGAGCUAAUCUGCUUGCGCAAGUUUCCGGACAAAAAUACGUGAUUUUGUUUACCGCUUCCGAAACUCCUUACCUCUACGCGCACUCCGAAACGAUGUUGUGCAACACUUCUCAGGUUGAUGUUGAACAUCCAGACCUAGAAGCCUUUCCCCUACUGACCAACGCUCAAGGGUUUCAUGGUAUUCUGAGUCCGGGUGAAAUGCUCUUCAUUCCUCCUCGUUGUUGGCACUACGUCCGCUCACUUUCUCUUAGUUUUUCCGUGAAUUUCUGGUGGGACGUGGCAGAUGCAUUUAUUCCUUCUUGGUCGUUAGCUCAAUCUGCUUUCCACGGUGUCUGAGGUUAUUGUCCCGUUCCAAUUUAUGACCUAUCUUUGAUCUUUUUCAGACUACGACCGUUAUUCGUGCAUGGUUGCUUAUGGUAUCUCUGUUCGAGUUUCAUGUGCGCUUCAGCUUAGCUGAAUGUGUGGAUAUACGUGCGAAAUCUUUUUCUCCAUACGAGCUCAUCCGUGGACUGUACUUCCGUGGGUUUUGUUUCUUUUGCCCGCUUUUGCUUCCAUCAGGCGAAUAUCACCACAUACCUAAUUCGUGUAUAAAAGUUAUCCCGAUGACCAGCUGAGUUUCGAGUUGCUCUUUUCCUUCUUUCUGCACCUCUGUCCCUGGUAACGUCAUUGAUGCCGGCUGUAAACGGCGCCACCUACUGUGGGAAACGUAUCCACUCAUUCCUUUGUUUGGAAGGAUUUUCAACAACCUUUACCAUUCCUACUCAGCUAUCUGUUUGUCUCUAAUCAAGAUCUGUCGCUUCAAAGCUGGCGUUUAACGUUCGCUUGAUUUCGUAAUGCACUUUUCAAGCGGUUUCACAUCCAUUCAUGCUCGAUGGGUCAACGGUUAGGGGUCAGAACAUAUACGAUAGCAAAAGUUUAUGGAGAUCGAUAAAGAGCUAUCACCAGCCAUGAACUUUCCGUACGUAAUACUUAGAAGUCACAACUAUGGAAAUGGAUAGAAAAUGCG